AUGAACGACUUCCCAAAUAGUCAACACCGAACUAUCCUAAUUGAAAUCGGGCUCCAAAUCCCACUAAUUAACUCUACUCCUUACCCCAGAUGGAACUUUAACAAAGCUGCAUGGGAAAACUAUGCAAAUGAACUAAACAAAUGCAUCCGGUUUAUCCCACCUACACGUUCGAACUACAAUAGAUUUUUGGGACUCAUCACUGCUAUUGUUAAAAAACACAUGCCAAGAGUCUAUAGGAAAUUAUACGUCCCUGGCUGGAACGAACUAAGCGAAAACCUUUAUCGAGAAUAUAUGAACGGAAACAUAGAUGUGGCGGAAGAUCUUCUUAUCACCCUUGAUAAAUCCAGGAAGAAAAAAUGUAAUAAAACAAUGACAGCCCUUGAUUUCAGACACUCUAGUAGGGAAGCAUGGAGCCUACUCAAGAAAUUGGGAGGUAAACAACACACUAGACGAAAGGAUACAUCAAUCUCACCUAACCAAGUUGCUAACCACAUAGUAAACGUAUCGAGAAUGCCUUCGAGCAAGAGACACACAACUCAGAUAAGAAAACGCUUUACUGACUUUAAAAAACAAUGCACCCAAAUCUACGAACUGUGUGCCCCUUACUCAGAAGCGGAAAUUACCACAGCUCUAAAGGACCUAAAACCUGGGAAGGCUGCAGGGCCAGAUGGGAUGCACCCAGAAUUUCUGAUAGCUAUGAUAGAUACGGAUUCUAUCAUUUUAGUGUAUAUGUGA
Molecule: messenger RNA, 735 nt
Organism: Cinara cedri
Lineage: Eukaryota; Metazoa; Arthropoda; Insecta; Hemiptera; Aphididae
Source: the annotation of a GenBank genome assembly